Pollicipes pollicipes is the source of this 2713-nucleotide messenger RNA. RefSeq names its product rab-like protein 3. The transcript has 2 exons. NCBI's taxonomy places the organism in Eukaryota, Metazoa, Arthropoda, Thecostraca, Pollicipedomorpha, Pollicipedidae. The record is from RefSeq and is a predicted model, not a curated record. The coding region runs from base 1791 to 2345 and encodes 184 amino acids.
UUGGUUUUAAAAUGGGGAAGAAUAAUGAUGAGCAUUUCUAAUGUAGGUAACAAGGUAUAUACUUGUAUAAUAACUAGGCUCCUAGGUACCCAAAAUUUUCAGGAGGUAUUGUAGUUGACUUGCCAGCUUCCUGAGUUGAGGUGCCUUGGCCAUGCACAGGGGGAAUUUGAUUCCCAGCUGUACCUGCCCUGCCUACCAGGGUGAUAGACAGGCAAUGCCAUACAACAUCAGCAGCUGAUUGUGUUGUAAAGUCCCAACAGCAAUAGCAGGGAGCAUGUCUGUGAAUGAAUAGUGCAGGAAUGCAGAUGUAUAAUUGGAGAGAUUUUGUCAUGGUUGCAGAGACCACCAUGUUGCAAGAGUGUCUGAGUUUUGUGGCUAAGACCCAAUUUUGGUAGGAAGGGGUAGUAUUAAGACCAUGUUGGUGAAUUUGUGGAACUGAAUAAAAAUAUAUGUAAUGUCCAAAUUCAGGGCAAGGUUAUUUGGGAUCAUCUUAUUAACUAUGAUAUGUAUAGAGGCAAAUGUAGGUUGAUAGCACAUAACUUGAGUUAGCGGUGACAUGUUUUUGGACAGCAGAACAUUAUAAAAAGCUUCUGUUAGCUCAUGCUCAGGUGUGAUUCCCAGGCAUACUAAAAUGUUUUUUACAUGCUAGCAUGCUUUGUACAUACUAAAAUGCUUAAAUCUUGUUAAGAUAUUUAGAGGCUUUGGUGCCAGGGACUAUUUGUAUCCUUUGAACAGAAAGGGCUACCCUUUCUUUUUUGCUAGGGAGGACUUGAUGCUUUGUUGCUUUGGACCAGAUGCCACCUUUGUGGGAUCUGAUGCUGAGUUGAGUUAAGGAGGGUGGGGGCAACACCAAGAAUUGCCAGUGUGUAACUAAGUAGAGAGAGGUUGAAAAAGGCAAAGCAAUAUGAAAUGAGUUAUAACAGUGCCUCUGGUGUGGGCAUUGCCCUGAAUACUAACCUUGGACCUCAUAAUUGUGCACACAAGUUAUUACUAGUUUCCCUGAGCUGUUGAAAUGUUUUAUUCAUGAUUAUUGCUAUCAUAGCACUGUCCCACCUAUACACCUCCAUUUGGAGGCUCAACUUAUCACAGGGGUGUGGUGUGGGUCAUGUGCUGCUGGCUGUACCCAGCAUUACAUGUAGCAAGAUUUCCUCCUUUCAUGAGAUUCAUGUGUUCUCGCCCUGCCAAUUACAUCCGCACUGCUAGCACGAGGCAGGCAAGGCUGCAAUUAUUUAUUGGAAUAGCUAACCAUUGUAUUGCAUAACGUUACUUCCAUAUUGAGAGUUACCUGAUUCGAGUCAUUAGUGAUGUAUCCUCAGACAGAUCGCACAUUUUGCUAUUUUUAUAUUUCCAAGUCUUUAGGAUUAGGUUGGAAAGGUACCUUUUGGGCUCAGUGCCUUGCUUAUCCAAGAAACAUGAUGCUUUAAAUAUAUGGGAAGGCCUGAUUCAGGUACUUUUUAGGUCCAACCCUGAAUAGUGCAUAUGAUGAUGGCACAUAUGAGAUGUGUUCAGUCAGUUUCCCAAACAAAUGCCUGUUACUAAGCUGUCAAAAGAUAUCUAUGAUAUGAGCCAUUGUGAACAGCUUGUUGAAGCUACACAACAUUCCAAUACUAAUCACUGCAGCAAAUUAUGUCAUCAAAGGGCUUUGAGCCAACAAUCAUCAAAAUGUGCACUAUGCCCAUCUUCCAUCAGCUGGGGCAGCUCAGUGCUCAGGGGCCACGUCACCAAACUGUUAUCCGGGUACAUGAACUAGCAGUCGCGCCACUUCUCGACGAGCCAGCGUGGCGCCAAGCAUGAAUGACAUCGAGACGGUCAAGGUGGUGGUGGUGGGUGACUCGGGCGUGGGCAAGACAUCGCUGGUGCACCUGAUCUGCCACAAUGAGCCGUGUCCCAAGCCGUCCUGGACGAUCGGCUGCGAGUUGGACGUGCGCAUCCACGACUUCCGCGAGGGUCUGCCGGCGCAGCGCACCUACUGCGUCGAGCUGUGGGACGUGGGCGGCAGCGCGGCGCACCAGAACGCGCGCCACGUCUUCUACGGCGGCGCACACGGCGUCAUCCUCGUGCACGACCGCAGCAACCGCAAGACGCAGAACACGCUGGGCGCGUGGCUGGCCGAGGUGCUGCAGCGCGACGGCGGCGGCGGCGAGCCGGACGCCUUCGAUCUGGAGACGCUGGCCGCGCCCCGCUCGCUGGCCGCCGGCAGCGGCAACGCCGUGAAACUGAGUCGCUUCUUCGACAAGGUGAUCGAGCGGCGUUACUAUGGCGACCGGACGGCGCAGCAGUACGAGCGGCGCCGGCCCACCGCGCUCGGCCACACGGCCGUCAGCUGUUCGUUCAAGGAGUACUGACCACCGCCGCGGCUCGAGGACUCGGGUGCUGGGGCGGCCGGACGAUGGCCGGCCGGUUUGUGCUGUGAGAAGAAGGUGCGGUGUCUCUUGACUGCGGGUGGUGGGCCAAGGGAGCAGUGUGGGUCUCUGUGACGGGACAGCGCACGAUGUGCGAACCUAACGUUGCACGGCCUAGCAGGGGACGUUGAUGAAUCCAAGGUACCACCGAUUCUAUUUUCCUGAGACUUUCGGACGGUAACGCCUGACGUCCGUUCGCUGCCGUGGUAUGUACGUGUGGGAGACCAUGCCCGGCGUGUGCGAGUUGGGCGCGUGCCAGGCGCCGUGCAGUGACGGGGGCGCGCGCAGCGGGCCGCAGGCGAGCCGGCAUG